Pipistrellus nathusii (Nathusius's pipistrelle) is the source of this 2517-nucleotide messenger RNA. The record is from the annotation of a GenBank genome assembly. Lineage: Eukaryota; Metazoa; Chordata; Mammalia; Chiroptera; Vespertilionidae.
AUGGAGCCCGCAGCCGGCGGCCCCGGCCCGCUCAUCUUGAACAACAAGCAGCCUCAGCCGCCGCCGCCGCCGCCGCCCGCCGCCGCCGCGCAGCCGCCGCCCGGGACACCGCGGGCCGGCGCGGGUCUCCUGCCGGCGGGCAAAGCCCGGGAGUUCAACCGCAACCAGCGCAAAGACUCGGAGGGCUAUUCCGAGUCUCCGGACCUGGAGUUUGAGUAUGCUGACACGGACAAGUGGGCAGCCGAGCUCUCAGAGCUUUACAGCUACACGGAGGGGCCAGAAUUCCUGAUGAACCGGAAAUGCUUCGAGGAGGACUUCCGCGUCCAUGUGACAGACAAGAAGUGGACCGAGCUGGACACUAACCAGCACCGGACCCACGCCAUGAGGCUCCUGGACGGCCUGGAGGUCACUGCCAGGGAGAAGAGACUCAGGGUGGCCCGGGCAAUCCUCUACGUCGCCCAAGGCACCUUCGGGGAGUGCAGCUCCGAGGCGGACGUGCAGGCCUGGAUGCGCUACAACAUCUUCCUGCUCCUGGAGGUGGGCACGUUCCACGCGCUGGUGGAGCUUCUGAACAUGGAAAUAGACAACAGCGCCGCCUGCAGCAGCGCGGUGCGGAAGCCGGCCAUCUCCCUGGCUGACAGCACGGACCUCAGGGUGCUGCUCAACAUCAUGUACCUGAUCGUGGAGACCGUUCACCAGGAGUGCGAGGGCGAUAAGGCCGAGUGGAGGACCAUGCGCCAGACCUUCCGGGCCGAGCUGGGUUCCCCGCUGUACAACAACGAGCCGUUCGCCAUCAUGCUGUUCGGGAUGGUGACCAAAUUCUGCAGUGGCCACGCUCCUCACUUCCCCAUGAAGAAGGUUCUCCUGCUGCUCUGGAAGACAGUCCUGUGCACGCUGGGCGGCUUUGAGGAGCUGCAGAGCAUGAAGGCUGAGAAGCGCACGCUGCUGGGCCUGCCCCCGCUGCCCGAGGACAGCAUCAAGGUGAUCCGCAACAUGCGGGCCGCCUCGCCGCCCGCCUCCGCCUCCGACCUGAUCGAGCAGCAGCAGAAGCGGGGCCGGCGGGAGCACAAGGCGCUGAUAAAGCAGGACAACCUGGACGCCUUCAACGAGCGGGACCCCUACAAAGCCGACGACGCUCGGGAAGAGGAAGAAGAGAAUGAUGACGACAAUAGCCUGGAGGGCGAGACAUUCCCCCUCGAGCGGGACGAGGUGAUGCCUCCCCCACUGCAGCACCCCCAGACCGACAGGCUUACCUGCCCAAAGGGGCUCCCCUGGGCGCCCAAGGUCAGAGAGAAAGACAUUGAGAUGUUCCUCGAGUCCAGCCGCAGCAAAUUCAUAGGUUACACUCUGGGCAGCGACACGAACACGGUGGUGGGGCUGCCCAGGCCAAUCCACGAAAGCAUCAAGACUCUGAAGCAGCACAAGUACACGUCGAUCGCAGAGGUCCAGGCGCAGAUGGAGGAGGAGUUCCUUCGCUCUCCUCUUUCAGGGGGAGAAGAGGAAGUCGAGCAAGUCCCUGCAGAGACACUGUACCAAGGCCUGCUCCCCAGCCUGCCCCAGUACAUGAUCGCGCUGCUGAAGAUCCUGCUGGCUGCGGCCCCCACCUCCAAAGCCAAGACCGACUCCAUCAACAUCCUGGCCGACGUCCUGCCUGAGGAGAUGCCCACCACGGUGCUGCAGAGCAUGAAGCUGGGCGUGGAUGUGAACCGCCACAAGGAGGUCAUUGUGAAGGCCAUCUCCGCCGUCCUGCUGCUGCUGCUCAAGCACUUCAAGCUGAACCACGUCUACCAGUUUGAGUACAUGGCCCAGCACCUGGUGUUUGCCAACUGCAUCCCUUUGAUUCUGAAGUUCUUCAAUCAAAACAUCAUGUCCUACAUCACUGCCAAGAACAGCAUUUCCGUCCUGGAUUACCCUCACUGCGUGGUGCACGAGCUGCCAGAGCUGACUGCCGAGAGUCUGGAAGCAGGCGACAAUAACCAGUUUUGCUGGAGGAACCUCUUUUCUUGCAUCAAUCUCCUCCGGAUCUUGAACAAGCUGACCAAGUGGAAGCACUCAAGAACGAUGAUGCUGGUGGUGUUCAAGUCGGCGCCCAUCCUGAAGCGUGCCCUGAAGGUGAAGCAGGCCAUGAUGCAGCUGUACGUGCUGAAGCUGCUCAAGGUGCAGACCAAGUACCUGGGGCGCCAGUGGCGCAAGAGCAACAUGAAGACCAUGUCCGCCAUCUACCAGAAGGUGCGGCACCGGCUCAACGACGACUGGGCCUACGGCAACGAUCUGGAUGCCCGGCCUUGGGACUUCCAAGCAGAGGAGUGUGCCCUCCGUGCCAACAUUGAACGCUUCAACGCCCGGCGCUAUGACCGGGCCCACAGCAACCCCGACUUCCUGCCUGUGGACAACUGCCUGCAGAGCGUCCUGGGCCAGCGGGUGGACCUCCCUGAGGACUUCCAGAUGAACUAUGACCUCUGGUUAGAAAGGGAGGUUUUCUCCAAGCCCAUUUCCUGGGAAGAGCUGCUGCAGUGA